CUCAUCAUCCCUUGCGUCGACCGCUGCGCCGGCACCGCACCGCUUAGCUGUUGCAACACCAUAACGUCAUCCCGGUUCUUGACUAGAUCCUACUCACACUACAGUGACUAGACCGCCCAGCAUGGCUGCCAACAACAUGGUGAAUCCCUCCGUGGAUCCAAACCUGGAGGAUGAGCUCUUCGCCAAGGAGGUUGAGGAGGUCAAGAAGUGGUGGAGCGACUCGAGGUGGCGGCACACGAAGCGGCCGUUCACCGCUGAGCAGAUCGUCAACAAGCGAGGCAACCUCAAGAUCGAGUAUGCCAGCAAUGCCCAGGCGAAGAAAUUGUGGAAGAUCCUUGAGAAGCGCUUCCAGACGCGAGACGCCAGCUACACCUACGGGUGCUUGGAGCCCACAAUGGUCACGCAGAUGGCCAAGUAUCUCGACACCGUCUACGUCUCGGGCUGGCAGUCGUCGUCCACGGCCUCGUCGUCCGAUGAGCCGGGCCCGGAUCUUGCUGACUACCCCUACACCACGGUGCCCAACAAGGUUGGCCAACUGUUCAUGACCCAGCUCUUCCACGACCGCAAGCAGCGGCAGGAGCGCAUGUCGGUGCCCAAGGCGCAGCGCGCGAAGCUCGCCAACAUCGACUACCUCCGCCCCAUCAUCGCCGAUGCCGACACGGGCCACGGCGGUCUCACGGCCGUCAUGAAGCUCACCAAGCUCUUCAUCGAGAAGGGCGCGGCCGGAAUCCACAUCGAGGACCAGGCGCCCGGCACGAAGAAGUGCGGCCACAUGGCCGGCAAGGUGCUGGUGCCCAUCAGCGAGCACAUCAACCGCCUGGUGGCCAUCCGCGCGCAGGCCGAUAUCAUGGGCUCCGACCUGAUCGCCAUUGCCCGCACCGACGCCGAGGCCGCGACGCUCAUCACCUCGACCAUCGACCCGCGCGACCACGCCUUCAUCUUGGGCUGCACCAACCCCAACCUCCAGCCGCUCAACGACCUGAUGCUGGCCGCUGAGAGAGACGGCAAGGCGGGCGACGCGCUGCAGGCCAUCGAGGAUAAGUGGCUGGCGGAGGCCGGUCUGAAGCGGUUCGACGACGCUGUGCUCGACGCCAUCGCCCAGGGCUCCUACUCGAACUCCAAGGGCCUCGCUGAGCAGUACCGCAAGGCCGUCCAGGGCAAGCAGCUGUCCAACACGGAGGCCCGCGCCAUCGCCCGGGGCAUUCUGGGCAAGGACAUCUACUUCGACUGGGACGCGCCGCGGACGAGAGAGGGCUACUACCGCCUCAAGGGCGGCUGCGACUGCUCCAUCAACCGGGCCAUCGCCUACGCGCCGUACUGCGACGCCAUCUGGAUGGAGAGCAAGCUGCCUGACUACAAGCAGGCCGAGGAGUUUGCCAGGGGUGUGCACGCCGUCUGGCCGGAGCAGAAGCUAGCCUACAACCUCUCCCCCUCCUUCAACUGGAAGACGGCCAUGGCGCGCGACGAGCAGGAGACCUACAUCCGCCGCCUGGCCAAGCUGGGGUACUGCUGGCAGUUCAUCACGCUGGCGGGGCUGCACACGACGGCGCUCAUCAGCGACCGGUUCGCACGCGCCUACUCGCAGCAGGGGAUGCGCGCGUACGGCGAGCUGGUGCAGGAGCCCGAGAUGGAGCUGGGCGUCGACGUGGUCAAGCACCAGAAGUGGUCCGGCGCCACCUACGUCGACGAGCUGCAGAAGAUGGUCACGGGCGGCAUCAGCUCGGUCGCCGCGAUGGGGAAGGGCGUGACCGAGGAUCAGUUUCACUAGGUAGUCGGGCGGUUUUGCAAGGUGAAGUGCCUACCCAAGGUAGGUAGGUAGAUGAAGAAGAGGCAUGAGAGAGUGUGUUGGGAGGUUAGGUGGUGAACGGAAGGGCAUGGAGCGGACUUUUUUGUAUG
This is a messenger RNA of Chaetomium strumarium, 1896 nucleotides long. RefSeq names its product isocitrate lyase. Gene Ontology annotation, molecular function: isocitrate lyase activity. The transcript has 5 exons. Gene Ontology annotation, biological process: carboxylic acid metabolic process. Lineage: Eukaryota; Fungi; Ascomycota; Sordariomycetes; Sordariales; Chaetomiaceae. The record is from RefSeq and is a predicted model, not a curated record. Bases 122 to 1768 code for a protein of 548 amino acids.